This is a messenger RNA of Pistacia vera, 2199 nucleotides long. Its product is annotated as hydroxyproline O-galactosyltransferase GALT6-like. Gene Ontology annotation, cellular component: Golgi membrane. NCBI's taxonomy places the organism in Eukaryota, Viridiplantae, Streptophyta, Magnoliopsida, Sapindales, Anacardiaceae. The transcript is spliced from 7 exons. The record is from RefSeq and is a predicted model, not a curated record. Gene Ontology annotation, molecular function: galactosyltransferase activity; carbohydrate binding.
CAUACCUCUACUUUCUGUUGUUUUUUUUUUCUGUCAGAAAUGAAAAUGAAAAAACUUGCCAAGUUACCGUUGAAAUCUUCAGAUAAACUUUCCAAGUUUGAGAUGGAUUUCUCUAUGGGCAAGCUAAGAUCGAUUCAAGUCUUGAUCUUUAUUGGUCUUCUUUACUUAUGUUUGGUUGGUUUCGAAAUCCCAUUUGUUUUCAGAGCUUCUAUUUCGCAGGAACCGAUAACUCGACCUCGUGAACUCAACAUUGAACAAGAUUUUCAAGUCCAUAAGGCACCGUCUCGUCCUUUGAAGAAUUGGGUUUCACAAAACUCUAACCCGCAGAGUCAGACUCAGACUCGACAACUCACUCAGGCAAACAACAGAAACAAAAUUCUCUCAAACUUGUCAUUUCAUAAUAAAGCUUUCGACCCGACCGGUGAAUCCGGGUCUUCUGAGCUCCACAAGACGGCCGGAACCGCUUAUGAAGUGGGAAGAAGAUUAUGGAAAGAACUCGAAUCAGGAAAGGUUCACAUCGAAGCCAAAAAACCUGAAAACAUAUCAGAAUCGUGUCCACACUCCAUUUCACUACCCGGGCCAGAGUUUUUGAAUAACGGAAAUGUGAUGGUUUUGCCGUGUGGACUUACACUGGGGUCAUAUAUUACGGUGGUGGGCAAGCCGAGGCGGGCCCACCCAGAGACUGUCUCGAAUAUUGCGCUCGCGAAGGAUGGUGAGGAAGUGAUGAUUUCACAGUUCAUGAUGGAGUUGCAGGGAUUGAAGACUGUAGAAGGAGAGGACCCGCCAAAAAUUUUGCAUUUUAAUCCAAGGCUGAAAGGUGAUUGGAGUGGGAAGCCGGUGAUUGAGCAGAACACUUGUUACAGGAUGCAGUGGGGGUCGGCGUUGCGGUGCCAGGGAUGGAAGUCCAGGCCUGAGGAGGAGACUGUUGAUGGUCUUGUAAAGUGCGAGAGCUGGACCGCAAAUAAUGACAAUCUUGCUGAAAAUUCUAAAUUAAAAUGGUGGGAAAACAUGAAUCGGUUUCUAGGUGUAAAGAACAAACUGACUGUUGGUGUUGAAUGGCCAUUCCCAUUUGUGGAGGACAAUCUUUUUGUACUGACACUUCGUGCAGGUUUUGAGGGUUAUCAUGUUGAUGUUGGUGGGAAUCAUAUCACCUCCUUUCCUUAUCGAACUGGAUUCACUCUUGAAGAUGCCACUGGGCUAACUUUGAAUGGGGACAUUGAUGUCGUCUCAGUAUUUGCUGCUUCCUUGCCUACUUCACAUCCUAGUUUUGCUCCUCAAAGACAUCUUGAGAUGUCAACCAAAUGGCAGGCUCCAACUAUUCCUGAGCGGCCUGUGGAACUUUUUAUUGGAAUCCUUUCUGCAGGCAAUCAUUUUGCCGAGAGGAUGGCUGUGAGAAAGUCUUGGAUGCAACAUGAACUUGUUAAAUCAUCAAAUGUGGUAGCUCGUUUCUUUGUAGCGCUGCAUGCUAGGAAGGAAGUGAAUUUGGAGCUGAAGAAAGAAGCAGAAUUUUUUGGUGACAUUGUGAUCGUUCCUUAAAUGGAUAACUAUGAUCUUGUAGUGUUGAAAACUGUUGCUAUCUGUGAAUAUGGGGCUCGCACAGUGUCUGCUAAGUAUAUUAUGAAGUGCGAUGACGACACAUUUGUACGAGUAGAUGCAGUUAUUAAUGAAGCAAGGAAGGCACCUGAAGGCAGAAGCUUGUACAUCGGGAACAUUAACUACUACCAUAAGCCCUUGCGCCAUGGUAAAUGGGCAGUAAAAUAUGAGGAAUGGCCAGAGGAAGAUUAUCCACCGUAUGCAAAUGGACCAGGCUACAUAUUGUCAUCUGACAUUGCACAAUCCAUUGUCUACGAUUUUGAAAACCAUAAACUAAGAUUGUUUAAGAUGGAAGAUGUGAGUAUGGGAGUGUGGGUAGAGAAGUUCAACAGCUCAAAACCGGUCGACUAUCUACACAGUUUGAAGUUUUGCCAGUUCGGGUGCAUAGAAGGUUACUACACAGCUCACUACCAGUCUCCGAGGCAGAUGAUCUGCUUGUGGAGUAAAUUGCAAAAUCCGGGAAAGACUGAGUGUUGUAAUAUGAGAUGAUUGUGGUUUCUGAUGAUGAACAUGGGAACAAAUUUUGCAGUCAUAUAGCACUACUUAUUGUAUAUCCAGUGGUUAGUUGUAUUUAGGCCUCUUCAAAUGUUCUUUUAUAUUCUUUCA